Trametes versicolor FP-101664 SS1 is the source of this 1668-nucleotide messenger RNA. RefSeq lists its product as uncharacterized. The transcript is spliced from 2 exons. The record is from RefSeq and is a predicted model, not a curated record. Lineage: Eukaryota; Fungi; Basidiomycota; Agaricomycetes; Polyporales; Polyporaceae. Gene Ontology annotation, molecular function: protein binding. Bases 1 to 1668 code for a protein of 555 amino acids.
AUGCCCGAAACAUGGGGCAACGUCGCUGGCUCUCCAAUUGGCCGCCUCCCUGAGGACGUACUGGUGCAAAUAUUCCGUGACGUCCACGCUCUGCGAGAUGACUGGGAGGAAUGCUAUCAGUGGUAUAGGCUCCUUUGGGUGUGCCAGGCCUGGCGCGCCAUCGUCUGCGACUUCCCGGCGCUUUGGAACGACAUCAAAGUUUCCAAGGACUUUUCACAGAGCUAUCUCGAGGCGAGCCUGAAGUACUCCAAAGACUCUCCUAUCGACGUGUCUAUCCAAGGAACGACCCCCGCGCAGAACGCAGUCGUCAUUGGCCUGCUCCUUCCGCACGUCGCGCGAAUCCACAUUCUGUACACUAGCGGGAUGGGCGACGCGGACGACAUGGCCCUGAGACAACUCCUCAGCCAGAAGAUGCCGAUUUUGGACAAGAUUUCGGCCAACAUCAAGACAAAAUCGCGACCGAUGGGCCCAUACAACGUCCCGGCACACACUCGGAUUGAUGGAUUGCACACACCAGAGGAGGCGUUCGUCUGGGACCUGCGCCCUGAGCAAUUCCCUGCCCUGCGCGAGCUCUAUCUCGGCACAGGAAUCAUGCUCCUGGACUCGUUUCCGAUCUUCCCUGCGCUGAAGCGUCUUGAGCUUGUAGAACUUCGCCACGGGUCCAUGGAUAUCGUCCAAUUCGCUCGUCUCUUGGCACAGCUCACCGAGCUCGAGGAACUCUGCAUCUACAGAUUCCGCCCGACCAUCACGAAUGUCCAGUCUCCCAUGACGCUUCCGCCGUCUCUCAGGAAGCUGUCCGUGCAAGAUAACGCGUACUACACGGCGCCGUUCCUUGCGUCCUUCCACAUCCCGGCGCACGUCGACCUCAAGAUCGCGCGCCUGCGGGACUACAUGGAUCUCGGGGACUUCCCGGAGAACGGGUGGGAGUUAACACCGUUCGUCCACGACGCACUACCUUCCGACGUCGGCACAUUGCCAAUCAUCAAGGACGUGACCUCGCUCGAGGUCCGCCACUACAUGAUGAGCACUUACAGCCUCCGUGGGGCGACGCCCGCCGGCCACACUGUGCGGCUCACCGGGCACCUCAUGGAGGACUGGCCGCGGGAAUACAAGGACCUCCACAGCUUUCUCGAACUGGUCGAGGUCUUUGGAGACGCCGACAUCUGCACGCUCUUUCUGAACGGGAACAACUGCACCGAGAUCGACGCGGACGACUGGGAGGAGGCGUUGAGCACCUGGCCGGGCCUCGAACGCAUCACGAUCGCGCAGACGGACUCGCUCACCAGGUUUGACGCGCGCCUCUCUCUCCUCGAUGCGCUGCUGCCGCCCGAGUUCGCAGAGGGCGAGGACCCGGAGGACACGAUGCCCGUGCCGUGGCUGAAGAUACUCACCAUCACGUCGCUUGCGUUUCGUCAGGAGGACGUUGAGCUCGCGGAGGCGCUCGCGAGCUGCCUGAAGGAGCGCAAGGACGCGGGCUUCCCGCUCCACCGGCUCCACAUCAAGCUAGAGUACAUCGCGCGGCCCGACGCGGAGAACGAGUGCAAGAAGAAGAACAAGUGGCGCGUGCGGAUGUACUCGAAGGCGCUGAAGCAUCUCGUCAAACACCUGAAGCUUGAACUUGUCAAUGACUUCUACCCGAAGGAAAGACCAUUGGACGACGAGGACUAA